This is a messenger RNA of Penicillium pulvis, 1803 nucleotides long. Its product is annotated as OSTA/TMEM184 family protein. The transcript is spliced from 7 exons. Lineage: Eukaryota; Fungi; Ascomycota; Eurotiomycetes; Eurotiales; Aspergillaceae. The record is from RefSeq and is a predicted model, not a curated record. Bases 1 to 1803 code for a protein of 600 amino acids. Gene Ontology annotation, molecular function: transporter activity. Gene Ontology annotation, biological process: transport.
AUGCACGUCGCCGCCGGUGGAGGAACAGGCUCCAGCCUAGCUCGUGCGAUCAUUAUUGUCACUGGCGUUUCAGCUCUAGUAGCAUCGCUACUCUCUCUUGUGUCCAUAUGGUUCCAAACCAAAAACUAUCGAAAGCCGUUACUCCAGAGAUAUGUUGUGCGCAUUCUUUUGAUGGUGCCAAUAUUCGCGGCAGCAUCAUGGACAAGCAUCAUAUCCCUGACUGCAGCUCAGUUUCUUGAUCCAAUCCGUGAUAUUUAUGAGGCCUUCACAAUCUACACAUUCUUCCAGCUGCUCAUCAACUUCCUUGGGGGUGAGCGAGCUGUGAUUAUCAUGGCCCAUGGCCGUCCACCAGUAUCGCAUGCCUGGCCGCUCAACCACAUGCUGCCGAAGGUCGAUAUCUCCGACCCGCAUACCUUCUUAGCUGUCAAGCGUGGCAUCCUGCAAUAUGCCUGGAUGAAGCCCAUCUUGGCUAUUGCAUCGAUUGUGAUGAAAGCAACCGAUACCUACCACGAGGGAUAUUUGGAUCUCGGUUCAGGCUAUCUGUGGACCGGCCUCAUAUACAACGCCAGUGUCACUCUCAGUCUGUAUUCUCUUGCGAUGUUCUGGGUAUGCCUUCACGAUGACCUUUUGCCAUUCCGCCCUGUUCCCAAAUUCCUGUGUGUCAAGCUCAUUAUCUUUGCCUCAUACUGGCAAGGAUUUUUCUUGUCUAUCCUGCAAUUCCUGGGCGCUCUUGGGAAUGGCGUUGCGGGGUACACCCCGGACAAUCUCGCUGCGGCCAUCCAGGAUAGCCUGCUCUGCUUUGAGAUGCCUUUCUUUGCCAUAGCGCACUGGUAUGCCUUCUCAUGGCAUGAUUAUGCGGACCCUACCAUCUCGGCCGCCCGGAUGCCAGUGAAAUACGCGUUCCGCGACGCAUUUGGCCCUCUCGAUCUAAUCGAGGACACAAAGAUCACACUGCGAGGAGACAAUUAUGACUACCGAAUUUUCGACUCAGGCGACAACAUCAUCGCGCACGAGGAGUCAGAUUCACGGGUCAAGCGAGUCAUGGAUGGAAUGAGAUAUGAACGCGGAGGAAAGGCAAAAUACUGGAUUCCCAAGCCAGGCGAGGCUAGCAAGUCCGUAGAGACCGAUAGCCGCACCCCACUUCUUGCUGGCGGGAGCUCCAGUGCUCGUGGUCGUAACGAGGGGGGCGGCGGUAGUUCUGCCGACCGAUACCGAUCCUAUAGUGAAAUUGAGGCUACGCUAGACGAUGAGGAUGAACACCUAUUCACAAACGCGCGGGCACUGGAGUUUGGAGAUUGGAAUUAUCCUGUCAUCACCGCCAACGAAGUUCCCAGAGACCAACGACUGCCAAGAACCAGGAGUUACCAACAGCCCAAUCAAUCAAGUGAGGACCACGUGAGAAAGUCUCGCACACAUCGAAAGGGCCGAACGUCGGGCAGCGAAAGCAGGCGGGAUCCCAAUUCCUCGCGCAAGUCCAGCAAGAGCUCCCGUGGACCAGGUCCCUUGCAGCGCAACGCCAGCUCCACAAGUUCCCAUCAGUCGCAUCGCAGCCAGCUUGUCGACCUUGUAGUGGAGAACCAGGAGGCUGAGGAGGAAGACCGAGCCCAGGCACAACGGGAAACCGGCUCUGCCUGGGGUGCUGAACCCCGCCACUACGAGAGACCAUCCGGACAGCCAAUCGAGGAAGAGACUGAACCCGAAGCCCCGGCCCAGGAAUCUCCAACCGAGCCGGGCCACGACCAAGCUGCCACGCGAUGGGCGUACAGUGCCCUGGGGGACGACAAUGAUGUGUGGAGCAAAUAA